AUGAAGAGCCAUAUCAGUCUUGCUGCUAUCUUGGGAGCGGCCAGCGUAAUUGCUGUGCCUGAUCAUGGAGUGAUUGAGCUGAACACGUUUUGUGUUACCUAUCUCUCCACCUAUCUUGUCCCAGUGUCACAGAAUGAUUCUUCAACAAAUGAUCAGUUCACACCCAAACCACCUUUUUUGACGACGAUGGAUGGUACAGUCGUUACUCUAACGGACGAGCCGCCUCAACUGACGACAGUGGAUGGGACUACCUUUACUCUGACGGGCCAACCGGGCUUGACUUCCAACCCAACUGACUCGUUGACAUCUCUCACCUCGGGAGACAUCACGUCUUCCGCUUUGGCUCCGUUCAUUUCCGAGUCUUCGAGUAUCCAAAUCGACCCGACCGAAGCACUAACCUCCGGUACACAAACUGGGACAUCAACUGAUGAACCGCCUCUGCUGACGACUAUUGAUCUGGGCACUACCACUAUCACCUCAGUCAUUCCAACCUCAAGCGGUAUCAUUGAACCACAAGGAGAAGCCGUCAUCUUGGCAGUUAACCUCGAGAAUAAUAACCAGAGGCGAUCUAUUAACAAAAGAACACUCGGUGGUUUCGUUGGUCUGAAUGACCCUAAUGUCUGCACGUUCGCCUCGACCUUCAAUUUCGCUGAGUAUCAGCUCUUCGUGAGUGGUCUGCCAGUCUUUUACUCCCCCGGAGACACAAGCAAGGAGUUGGUUGGAGGAGACAACCGUCCUGGGGAUGCAGUCACCACAGGCUUCACGAUUGAUGGUGGUGCUCUUGGGUUCAGAAACGCAAAUUUGCCUGGCGGCGCUGCGAGUUUCUGCCAGACUGAGGACGGUCGGGUUUUCAUUGUCUUUACUGAUGGACCUCCGGAGUGCGUUCCGGUUGUUUUGUUGGUCUAUAGUGUACUGCGAUGUCAAAAUGGUCGGAUCGUUGGUCUUGAGUCUACGACCAUCUCUGACACAGCCACUACCCAAGCUGUCAGUACAGACAGUACAACCGUCAUUGGAAGCACACAAUCUGCAAACAGUACCACCUCUGUGGUAUCUACCUCCAUUGCUUCUCCCCCAUCGAGCAGUCAAUUCCAGUCUCAGUCCGUCGCUCCAGUGUCCCAGACCACUGACUCCAAGGCGUCCACUGCGGCUUCUUCCAACGUCGAAGAGUCAACUGCCUCACUUGAAUCAACCACCGCAGAGGCACCUGUAUCUGAAGCUUCCACUACUGAGUCUUUUGCUGCAAGUGAAACACCUGAUGCUUCAAGUACCGAGGCGGUGGAAUCUACUGCCGCCGCAAGUGAUACCACGUCGCAACCUACAUCAGACUCAAGUCAACUUCCCGAGACUGUGGCUUCAACUGGCACUGAGACAACAACCUCUGACGCCUUGGAGUCAACCACCAAAUCUGCAACAGACACCGAGACGUCUACCGCAGGCGGUACCACCACAGAGGGCGUGACUACUGCGGAGACGACGGCUACAGAGACGACUACCACUGAUGAAUCGGAAACAACUACUACUGUCAUCGACACUACCACCACCGAGACCACUACUGCUGAGGACACGACUACAGAGCCUGCAACAACUGAUACCACGACAGGCGAGACGACGCCUGGUGACACUACCACAGCUACUGAGACGACUACAACAGCAUUGGAGGAUACUACCACAGCUCUCAGUGACACCACAACAGCCGCCGAGGAUACCACAACCGCAUUUAGCAGGACCACUACGCUGCCCCCCUUACUUCCAGGCACUACCACUACUGAGAGCUCCUUCUUUCAAGAAACUACUACCACUCCGGAUCCGGUUCCCACGUGA
This is a messenger RNA of Fusarium sp. VM40, 1821 nucleotides long. NCBI's taxonomy places the organism in Eukaryota, Fungi, Ascomycota, Sordariomycetes, Hypocreales, Nectriaceae. The record is from the annotation of a GenBank genome assembly.